AUGCUGUCGAAUAUCCUCGCCGCCAUCAGAUCACCUCCUGAUCCCACCGAAGGGGCUCAGCAAAGGCCUCCUCGGUAUGCCGGCGAAGAUACCACACCGACUACCCGCCGCGAAAUCCUUGGCUGGUAUGCUUACGGCAUUGCCGCCGAGGUGUUCGCGGUCUGUGGUGUAGGUUCUUUUUUGCCUCUCACGCUUGAGCAGCUGGCGCGCGAACACGGCACACUGCAAACCAGCCACCUGCCCUGCUGGGGCCCUCAGGCGCCGGCGAACGGCACGCAGGCAGACGAACAGUGUAUCGUUGGGGUGAUGGGACUCCACAUCACCACUGCCAGUUUCGCGAUGUAUACGUUUUCGCUGGCGGUGCUAAUCCAGGCAUUAACAUUAGUCUCGUUCAGUGCUCUGGCAGACUACGAAAGUAACCGUAAAACGUUACUUUUGUCCUUCGGGUUCAUUGGCUCGGCUACCAGCAUGCUGUUCGUGCUUAUCGCACCGCCGGUCUUCAUUCUCGGCUCCGUCUUGGUAGUAAUCGGCGUCACCUGCCUCGGCUCCUCGUUUGUGGUCCUAAAUUCAUUUCUGCCCGUAUUGGUCGCCAAUGAUCCUUCAAUUCAAGAAGUCAAAGAUGGAGGUGAUGAGAUGUCGAACUUCCAGAGCAACAGUAAUAGUGGCGUCGGCGAUGACGCUGACUGGAAUGCGUGGGACGAGGAGGACAGCCUUGACGGCUUGCAAGGCCCAGGUCAACAUGUUCCACUCGGAGCGGAUGGUCUAAAGGGCAAAGGCUCGGGAUCUAACACGGAACUUCAACUCUCUACGAAGAUCUCUUCUAAGGGGGUGGGACUUGGAUACUGCGCGGCGGUAUUCGUGCAAAUUCUGAGUAUUGCGCUCCUGGUAACACUCUCCAAAACCAAACUCGCGGAAAUCUCAGGAACCCUACCCAUGCGCUUCGUUCUGCUCUUGGUUGGAAUAUGGUGGUGUUUAUUCACGUUUGUCGCCGGUCGUUGGCUACGCUCACGACCUGGGCCCCGACUGGAUACAUCAUCCAGUCCUGGCGCCUCUCGGUGGCGCGUGUGGUUGCGUCUCAUGGGAUUUGCAUGGAAAUCCCUCUGGAAGACAGUAAAAGUGGCCGUGAAGUUGCGCGAAGCUAUGAUCUUUCUCGUCGCCUGGUUUCUGUUGUCUGAUGCCAUGGCAACUGUCUCCGGUACCGCCAUCCUCUUCGCACGUACAGAACUAAAGAUGAGCACAACAUCAGUCGGUUUGUUGUCGAUCACUGCUACUUUAUCGGGUAUGACUGGUGCGUUCCUCUGGCCUCACGUAUCUCGGCGUUUCGGAUUGAAGCCAAAUCAAACAAUCAUCGUUUGUAUUGUGCUGUUCGAGACAAUUCCGCUCUAUGGAAUGCUAGCCUAUAUCCCGUUCAUCAAAAAUUGGGGAGUCAUUGGACUGCAAAAAUCAUGGGAGAUCUUCCCGCUUGCAAUUGUCCACGGUAUCGUGUCUGGAGGCCUCGCUUCGUACUGUCGCUCCUUCUUUGGUCUAUUGAUUCCUCCUGGUAGCGAGGCUGCAUUUUAUGCGCUAUAUGCCGCCACAGACAAAGGCAGCUCAUUCAUCGGACCCGCUGUGGUAGGAGUACUCGUGGACGCAACUGGUCAGGUUCGGUCUGGCUUCUUCUUCAUCGCGAUCUUGAUUGUGCUACCCAUCCCCCUGGUGUGGAUGGUAAAUGCCGACAAGGGGCGCCGCGACGCCCUCGCGAUGGCGGAGUCUCUGGAGAAAUCACACGGAGGGCUAUUUAACGAUGCUCAGGAGGCAGAGGGACUUCUGUCUCGUGAGCAAUAG
Messenger RNA from Penicillium pulvis, 1824 nucleotides. RefSeq lists its product as uncharacterized. The transcript has 3 exons. Gene Ontology annotation, molecular function: transmembrane transporter activity. Lineage: Eukaryota; Fungi; Ascomycota; Eurotiomycetes; Eurotiales; Aspergillaceae. The record is from RefSeq and is a predicted model, not a curated record. Bases 1 to 1824 code for a protein of 607 amino acids. Gene Ontology annotation, biological process: amino acid transmembrane export from vacuole.